CCUCUACUGUAAAUGCCCCCGACUUCUCUGUACUCCAUCUCUCUCUCAACAUCUCUCUGUCUUUCAGUUUCGUCUUGGUUAUGCUUGGUUGUGGUAAUAUUUGAAGAUGGAAACUGUGCUAACAUUUCUCUUUGCACUGCUAUUCCUAAAUGGCUGGAUUGCAGUGGGAGGAGUAGAUCAUCUCAAGUAUAAAGACCCAAGGCAACCUUUGAAUGUUAGAGUAAAUGAUCUUUUAAGCAGGAUGACUUUUGCUGAGAAGAUAGGCCAAAUGGCUCAAAUUGCCAGGGAAAACGCAACAGCAGAAGUUAUGGCAGAGCGCUUUAUAGGUAGUGUUUUGAGUGGAGCAGGAAGUGUGCCUGCACCAAAGGCAUCUGUGAAGCUUUGGGUGGAUAUGGUAAAUGAGAUACAGAAGGGAGCUCUUUCUACUCGUUUAGGGAUUCCAAUGAUAUAUGGUAUUGAUGCAGUUCAUGGCCACAGUAAUGUCUAUAAGGCUACUAUAUUUCCACAUAAUGUUGGACUUGGAGCUACCAGGGAUCCAGCACUAGUGAAGAGAAUUGGUGCGGCAACUGCUCUUGAAGUUAGAGCAACAGGCAUUCCAUAUGUCUUCGCUCCAGGCGUUGCGGUAAAGAAACACAAAAUAUCAGAAAACA
This is a messenger RNA of Dendrobium catenatum, 650 nucleotides long. RefSeq names its product lysosomal beta glucosidase-like. The transcript is spliced from 4 exons. The record is from RefSeq and is a predicted model, not a curated record. The annotation marks the transcript as partial. NCBI's taxonomy places the organism in Eukaryota, Viridiplantae, Streptophyta, Magnoliopsida, Asparagales, Orchidaceae. Gene Ontology annotation, molecular function: beta-glucosidase activity. Gene Ontology annotation, biological process: glucan catabolic process.